CUUACAUCGCUGGGUCAUGACAAUGAAUGCAUUGAAGCAAACCAAUUCAUGAACCGUCGCCAAUGCCGCAAUAAUCACCGACAAUAACGCACGGCCGUCCUGACAUUAGGUCAAUCCUACUCACUGCUAUUUCUGAUUUUGAUUUCACCGGCCUGUGCACCGCCGCGGACGACCGGUGAAGCAACAAUAAUCACAGCGGCCACUAUUUGCCGGUAUUCAGAUCACGAUGUCCAACCUCUUCUCCGGGAUCAAUGCCCGGUUGAGGGGAGCUUCGAGCAAGCAGGCGAACAAGAGUCCAGUUUCACCCACGUCCGAGGAUGGCCGCCUGAAUUCGCCUGGCGGGCUACCCCACCGGAGCAAGUCGUCAAGCAACUUAUCGUCCAAGCUACCCCCAUUGCCUACUUCACCAGCCCUCUCUCAGACCAUCAGCACGACGUCCACUGGCGACGAGGUCCUCAGUUCAUACCGCCUGCCGCAACCGCUGCCCCUCUGGCUAAAUCCUGCUUAUGCGAAGCAUAUCGUAAGAGGAAACUUUAUGACGCUCAGCAGCAGGCCGAAAGCUGUAGACCUGGGCGAGUGGAUGGCACACCAAGUGGUUGAGCACUACCGCAACCUCUGGAACUUCGUCCACGUUGUCUAUGCAAAGGAAGUCAACGGCAGCAACAUCUGCAACGCCACCACAUGCCCUCGCAUGUCUGCUGGACCGAACCACUCGUAUACAUGGCUGAACAAAAAGGGUGACGGUUACGAGCGUGUUGAACUGCCAGCCAUCGAAUAUAUCACCUUGAUGCAGCGCUGGAUUUCGGGAAAGAUAGACGACACCAACAUCUUCCCGACCGACCCGGCCAGUGUCUCCUUUUCACACAACCCAAACGUCGCCAAUACCGCGCUCCUCAACAGUCCCGAUGAGUGGGUCGGCAAGCGCAGCGGGUUCCCCAAGGACUUUGCUAGCAUCUGCAAGACCAUUUUCCUGCAGAUGUUCCGGGUCUACGCCCACCUCUACUGGUCGCAUUACGUCGAGCCCUUCUACCACCUUAACCUCGAAAAGCAACUCAAUAGCUGCUUCAGCCACUUUGUGCUGACCGCCACGGCGCUCAACCUGAUCACGCCGCAGGAGCUCGAACCCAUGCAGGCCCUGGUCGACUUGUGGGCUGCGAAUGGCACGUUCCCACCCGAAUCAAAGGCAUACGAGUAUGCCAACCUCAAAGCAGGAAACCGCCUGUUGCAGAUGGGGGGCAUGGCCUGAGAAAGUAGGAGACAGGGAAGUUUGCGUUGCCCUUCACGUUAUGCCAGCAUUGAUUGGUCUUUGGGGUGCAGCGUCUGGAGUUCGGGUUCUGGGAGGACUACAUAAACCCGAGCGAUAUAUGCGCUUUUCGGUCAUGUACAGGGGUUCUUUAGACAAAACAAAUAGGUAACCGCUGCUGCUAGACCGUUGCACGGAAGCAGACGACUACGUACUUCUGAAUCGGCCGAACCAGAUGUUGAAGUUAGUGGCACGAGACAGGCUUCAAGUUAACAUUUUUAAAGUCCAAGAACGGCACUCAAUACCAAACAAGGGAAC
Messenger RNA from Parathielavia appendiculata, 1561 nucleotides. RefSeq names its product Mob1/phocein. The transcript has 4 exons. Lineage: Eukaryota; Fungi; Ascomycota; Sordariomycetes; Sordariales; Chaetomiaceae. Gene Ontology annotation, cellular component: cytoplasm; nucleus. Gene Ontology annotation, molecular function: protein kinase activator activity. Bases 227 to 1246 code for a protein of 339 amino acids. The record is from RefSeq and is a predicted model, not a curated record. Gene Ontology annotation, biological process: signal transduction; cell division; positive regulation of protein phosphorylation.